ACCUUUCAAUAGUCCGCUGGCUGCCGGCUGUAAAGAACUUGCAUAAAACAAUCACAUGCAAAAUCCCCGGUGCAGUAUUCUCUCGUACAGCUUGAACCAAAUACAAAUUAAUAUUAUAAGCCCUCUACAAACCUCCUUGCUACGCGCUAAGCCUAAUCCAAAUCGUACAGUGCAUCCCUAGAACCCAUCCAGCUAAUAUCUCCAAUUUUUUUUUUUUAUUGUAUUAGCGUCUACACGUCCAAAAGUCUUUACGGUCUUGCAUAUGAACUUAAAUACUCCACUAUGAUGCUACCACUAAGAAUAAUCCGGUCGCGACUGCUUCGCACCAAGGAGAUAACAUUACCGCUCUUACGGCCGCAGGCCAGGAGUUCCUCCUACUCAACAAAAGGCUCUUCGUCAUCACCCAGCUCCCUAAGAAGAAUCGUGACAAUUAUUGGUGUAGCGGGUGUCAGUACGCCAUGUCUUUGGUGGCUUAUGUCCGGUACCCAAGUCCAGGGUGACAGUAACGACAAUGUGCCAUCUCUAGAUGAAGGCACACCACCCGAACAAGGACAACUAGGCACUGAAUACGACCUCACGAGCAGACUUUCCAAAGAACAGGUAACCAAACUCAUCUCACAAGACGCAUACUCGUUUCUGGUCAAGAAUGUUGCCGGUGUGAACCGGUAUGAUGGUGCCCAGGUAGCUUCGAAUAGCCCCUGCGAGGAUCGGUAUGCGCAUGGGAAAGUUCCCUCACCGUUUCCGCUGGGUAAUUAUGAUGAUGGUGGUGGUGGUGGUGGGGAUCAGCAGUGGAUGGCGUGGGCGGUUUUCGAUGGCCAUUCAGGCUGGCAGACGGCAGAUCUAUUGGAGAGGCAGCUCUUGCCUUUUGUGCGGCGCAGGCUUGAGCAAGCUCAGUUGGACUCCGGCAUAGGGUCUGAUGAGGUUGUUCAGGAGGCUGUUAAGCAGGGGUUCACGGACCUCGAUGCGUCUAUCUUCGGGACAGCUCUAGAUACAGCUCAGAGCAGUAGAGUUCCUCUACAAGAGAAGGUGGAGAGGCUUCUUCCUGCUUAUGCGGGCUCGUGUGCUUUAUUAUCGCUAUACGAUCCAGCUACUAGGAACUUGCAUGUUGCAUGUACUGGGGAUUCGAGAGCGGUUCUUGCUCAACAGUUGCCAGAUGGCAGCUGGGAGACGAUACCCUUGUCGAUUGAUCAGACUGGCAGUAACGACGAAGAAACCGCCAGAAUCUGCAAGGAGCACCCCGGUGAAAAAGAUAUCGUCAAGGAUGGACGGGUGUUAGGGAUGAUGGUCUCACGGGCUUUUGGCGAUGGACAGUGGAAGUGGCCGUUGGAAGUGCAAAGGGAUAUGAAACGCAGAUUCCACGGUCCAGGACUCUUGCCGCCAAGGUACGAUGUCCGCACGCCGCCAUACCUGCCUGCUGAGCCGGUUGUGACAAGUACGAGGAUUGAUCCCAGCAGGCCCUCGUUUUUGAUCAUGGCAACGGAUGGACUGUGGGAUAUGCUCUCCAGUCAACAGGCUGUUGAUCUUGUAGGAAAGUGGCUGGUAUCUUCACGGAAAGAAUUGGAUCAUACCCACGGACAGUUUGACUUUGGGCACUUUCGGAAUGGCGUAAACUGGGAAUCUAUCGAGGAGAGAGCAACAGUGCAGGAUGAAAACGCCGCUGUCCAUCUGGUCCGCAACUCACUGGGAGGUAAUCAUCACGAGUUGGUCUCAGGCAAGCUGGCUUUUACUCCUCCACACUCACGGCGUCUGAGGGAUGAUAUAACGGUCCAGGUUGUUUUCUUUGAUGGCACAGAUCCAGAGAAGAGAAGUAGUUGAGGUUGUACCAUGGGAACUGCUCACAAGCCAGAGCAACCAACAAGCCCAAACAUUGAAAGACAAUCAGAAUGAUUGGUCU
Molecule: messenger RNA, 1894 nt
Organism: Aspergillus versicolor CBS 583.65
Lineage: Eukaryota; Fungi; Ascomycota; Eurotiomycetes; Eurotiales; Aspergillaceae
Product: PP2C family serine/threonine-protein phosphatase
Exons: 2
Coding region: 283-1815 (510 amino acids)
Biological process (GO): protein dephosphorylation
Molecular function (GO): protein serine/threonine phosphatase activity
Source: RefSeq, a predicted model, not a curated record